GACAGUGUCCCUCCCUCUUUCUCUCUCCACCUCCUCCUUCUCUCAUCAGGCUUUUCACCGGCACAACACCGACACACUCCCUUUCUCCCUGUAACCGGGCAAUAAUCACGGAGCGGCGACAGGAACAGGAUUGACCUCCCCCGGUGCGCACCAUCCAUGGUCCUCCCGUGGAUGUCUGUCUGACAGGAGGGUUGGUGUUACUUUGCUGAAGAGAUAGAGGAAGGCCCGGAGUCGGAGUUGAAGAGAGCAAGAUAGUAGUUCUCCCAGACAGCAGGGGGCGGCAGCAGGCAUGCACGACUCAGCCUCGGACAGCAAGAUGGCCAAACAGGAACAGAACUCCAAGCAUCUGGAUGAACACACAGAAACAGACGACAUGUCAGAGAAGACGUCCCCAAACAAGAACCUUAAAUCUCCGCAGAAAGGCUCCAAACGACUUAAAACCACCCCGUUCAAAAUCACCCUGCUGGACUCCGCCGAGUUCGAAGGAGAAAUUGAGAAACACUCCAAAGGACAGACCCUGGUGGGCAUGGUGUGUGAGCACCUCAACUUGUUGGAGAAGGAUUACUUUGGGCUGACCUUUGCCGACACAGACACCCAGAAGAACUGGUUGGACCCCUCCAAGGAGAUCAAGAAGCAGAUGCGCAAUGCUCCAUGGCACUUUGCCUUCUCUGUCAAGUUCUACCCUCCAGACCCCUCCCAGCUAACUGAGGAUAUUACCAGAUACUACCUGUGUCUGCAGCUGAGGGAUGACAUGCUGUCAGGUCGACUGCCAUGCUCGUUUGUUACUCACGCCCUCCUGGGUUCCUACACCGUUCAAGCAGAGCUGGGCGACUACGACCAGGACGACCAUGGCUCCGACUACAUCAGCGAUUUCCGCUUCGCCCCAAAUCAGACUCGCGAGCUGGAGGAGAGGGUGAUGGAACUCCAUCGAAACUACAAGGGGAUGACUCCAGCAGAGGCUGAAAUUAACUUCUUGGAGAAUGCAAAGAAACUUUCCAUGUACGGGGUGGACCUCCAUCAUGCUAAGGAUUCUGAAGGGAUUGACAUAAUGUUGGGAGUCUGUGCCAACGGCCUGCUGAUUUACCGUGAUAGGCUGAGGAUCAACCGCUUUGCCUGGCCAAAGAUCCUUAAGAUCUCCUAUAAGCGGAGCAACUUCUACAUAAAAAUACGACCUGGAGAGUAUGAGCAGUUUGAAAGUACAAUUGGUUUUAAGCUUCCUAACCACAGAGCGGCCAAGAGGUUGUGGAAGGUCUGCAUUGAGCAUCACACCUUCUUCAGGCUGGUUUCUCCAGAGCCGCCUCCCAAGGGCUUCUUGGUGAUGGGUUCAAAGUUUCGAUACAGUGGAAGGACACAGGCUCAAACCAGACAGGCCAGCGCUCUUAUAGACCGACCUGCUCCACACUUUGAGCGUUCCACCAGCAAGAGGUACCUGCUGUCCAGGAGCUUGGACGGAGCAGAGUUCUCACGGCCAAUUUCAACCACGUGUGAGAACCAUGACGGACUAACCCACCGCAGCGUCAGUGAACAGCGUCACCUCCACAGCCCGUCUGUGUACGAGCAGGAGACCGAGCUGGAGCCCAGUUUAGAGCAGGACGAGGAAGACAAGGACCAAGAGCGGAGCGAGGAGACGGAGCAAGAAUACGACGGCGAUGUCACUCCAAGCAGAAAGAAAGAAAUCCUGGAGGAGGCUGGGUCACCAGUUGACAGUAAACAGGAGUUGGACCAGGAGGCCACUCCUCGGCACAAACAGGAGUUUCUGGAUAAGUCGAAGGACGUCUUGCUGAAGCACCAGGCCAGCAUCAACGAGCUGAAGAGAACCCUGAAGGAGCCGAACAGCAAGCUGUCGUACCGUGAGAAACUGUCAUCCACCUCUCCAACUGGCACACCAGAGAAGAAGGCUUUGGUGGGCCGAGCAGUGGGAAAGGACCCUGAUAACAGCCAGUCUGUUGAGGGUUUCUUCCAGAAGACUGUGGUGACUUCACCUGAGGGCUCAGAGGAAUGGGUACUGAUUGAAAAACAAGAAACUUAUCAACAGGACCAUGACUGGAAAGCAGAAGAAAAGAACAAAUCUCUUGCAUCUGAUUCCUCUUGGGAGAAAAAGGAGCUGGAAAAAGAAAUAGACGUUACCAGGAUGAUACAAACAGAGGUAACGGGGUAUGGCCGAAAAGAAAUGAAAAGCCAUAUUGAUGAAUUUUCAUCAACACAAUCAUCCAGAGAGGCAGACGAAUGCUGUGAGCCACAGCCGGCUAGCAAAAGCCGCUUUGUGAUUCAAUUAUCUGAGAAUGCAGACUUGUUUCAAGACACAUCUCAAAGUAAACCAUCUCAAGCCUCAGACCCUGAGGCAGAAAAUGAUGUGGCCCCGGGCUCAUUUCAGAUAAAAGAACGCAAAGCUUCUAAAUCAAGGAAAAAGAGGAGACCCAAGAGCUUAAACCUGGGAAUGCCUGCUGAGCUCAUGUACAGGAAAGAAAGCAGUGAUUCUACUGAAGAUGAAAAUGAGCAAUCAGACAACAGUCCUGAAAAAACCUCUAAAGCAGGAAAUGAAUCAUCCCCGGUGAAGAUGAUCAAAGAUGAUCAGACAUCAGGAAAGGAUCAGUCUGUCAGGGUCUAUAAAGACCACCAACAAGAGGCUGUAUCCAAAGGUGAAAGCAGGGAGGUAUCCACUGAAGAAACAGAGCAGGUAAAGAGAAAAGUGAGCCAGUUUGGGCCAGAUGAUAUUGAUUCAGGUUUGAUAAACGGACCCGGAAAGGUAGAACAUGAUAGUUCGUUAUCAGGUGUGAAAGGGGAGUGUGUGAUGAAGGUGCGAGGGAAGGGCCUUAUUGACAACAAAGAGCUAGCUGAGGUAAAACUGCGACAGGUUCGGACGCAUGAGAGAAAGAUCAGUAGUUCUGGGGGAGAGGAUAUUGAGGGUGUCAUGGGAGACAGAGGUCAGAGGACGUCUGUUCUGAGAUUGUCAGACAGCAGCUACCAGUCGGAAAUCUCCAGGAUUGUUCCUCUCAAGCCAGAGCGGUCAAAAAGCAUAGCGUGUAAGGAUGAAAGGGACAGGACAGGACAGGACGAGCCCACACGGGUCAUCAGAAGAGAAUAUCGCUGGUCAGUCGGCUCUCCAGAGGGAUCCUCGGACCUCGCCUGGACUGACCCAGCCGCCUUCCAUCCGAUAUUCGCCACAGAUCUGGAGGGUAUCGCUAAAACAGAACAUCCUGAUGAUAGCUAUCAGUCUGGUAGAGGACCUACAGAGAGUCAGUCUUUUGGCUCUAAGAUGUCAGUGCUUCCCAAAAUGGCUCCUCCCGCCCCGCCAGUGAAAACACAGAAGGCCAGAGAGUCUGGACUAAUACUGAGGAACAGCCGUAAUGCCGGCAGGGAGCCGAGCCUGGACGCAGCCAAGAAGAGACACUCGGAGCCUGUCUCCACUCCUGCCAUUUAUGAAGAGCCGUUUGCUGAUUUCAAGAAGGAGCUCGGGGACAGGAGGCCUCAGCCGAGCAUAGCCUCGGAGGAGGAGCAGGAGCGGGACACGCUGGCCUGCAUGAGGGAAAGCCACCUGGGCAUCGAGCGCAAGUGCUCCAGCAUGACGGUCAGCUCCACGUCCAGCCUGGAGGCUGAGGUUGACUUCACGGUCAUCAUGGACCUCCACUCCGGCGUGGAGGACUUCUCUAAGGGCAUGUCGGAGCUGGGAGAGAGGGAGCGACAGCCCGAGGUGGGCCAGGAGGAUUUUGAGGAGACGUCCAGGUUCUACUCUGCCCGUCUAAUGGGCUCCCGGGACAAGUCUCCCAUAGAGGAGAAGCUUCCUGAGGAGGGAAGACAUCAUGAGCCUCCUGUGGCAAAGAAAGAUGCCAGUGCUGUGAGCGUGGCCCAUAUGCUGAAGAGGGGUGACACCAAGACGGAGACGCAUACAAAUGGAUCGGAGGUCCACUCCAACAUCAUGAAUGUCUCACCGCAGAACUAUGGAGUUAUCAGCCCGCUGGAGGCUCCUGCUGCCCUUAAAGAAAAUGGCUCCCCUGUUAAAGCUGUAACCCAGGGGAGGGAGUCGGUUGUGUCCCCGCUGACCGUCACCGCUGAGAGCGUCACCUCAGCAACCACAACUCAAGUUACCAAGACUGUGAAAGGAGGCUACUCAGAGACCAGAAUCGAGAAAAGGAUUAUAAUCACAGGAGAUGAUGAUGUGGACCAACAUCAGGCCCUCGCCAUGGCCAUCCAAGAGGCCAAGCAGCAGCACCCCGACAUGCAGGUGACAAAAGCAGUGGUUAUCAGGGAAACCGAGUCUCCCACCGAGGAGCUGCUGCAGCAGCAGGCAGAGUCCUGAUCGGCCAUGGUGGCUCCUGAGAGGGGGGGGGCUGUGUGUCUCCUGGCUUUGCACUGCAGUACGCCGCCACCCAGAUAUGAGGACUCUCUACCCUGCCUGUGUAAACACCUACAUGAGUACAGACUGCGUUCCAUUAAGCAGUAGACCUCCACUCUUGUCCCUUUAGACGAACCAACUGUGACUCGGCGCCCGACCCAUCCCAGCCUGCCGCCUGUCCCGGCCCAUCCCGGAGUGAUGCAAGAUUGAAAGUGAAACCUAGUCAAAGCUAAUUGAAUUCACCUCUGUAAGAGUCAUUUGUCAAAAACCUUAUUUGGGUAUUAUUUAAUCUAAUACAUGUUGACUCCUUUGAACCCUGUGGGUCAUUUGAAUCAAUACAGUUUCAACCCCAAACAAAAUGUCUCUCCCCCUCCCAGUCCCCCCCCAGCCCCAAUACCCUUCCCUCAGAAAUUACUACUUUCACUUGGAAGGUCCCAAACAUCUGUUGAAUAAGUUAUGAAUAAGAUAUGAUAGCAGUGGAGGGUUCAGUGAAAGGAUGAGGACAAUGGUGGUGGGGGUGGUGGUGGUGGUGGUGGUGAGAUGGGUGGGGGGGUGGCUGGGAGGUUGGUGGCGAGAGGCAAGAGGCAGCCUUUUUUGCUCGAUGUUACCACCUCCCGGUUGUGACACCUCCAGUAUAAUCAACAGCUGUCUUAUUAGCUUUUUACAUUUUUAUCUAUAGAGGAUCUAAUUUAUGUCCAGUGUUUGCUUGUUUAUCAAAUAUGUAUAAUAUCAGAUGAUUAUAAUCUGCAUGAUUCAAUAAAAAAACAGCAGAGAGAAUGACAAAUAAUAAUACACUGACAUGUCCACAUUUGAGAUCCAGAAGAAUAUCUGAGAUGAUGAGACUGAGCAGCUGCAGAGAAACUGUAAAAAAAAAAAAAAAAAUCACUUGUCCAACGAGAAAUGGAUACAUGGUGAUGUUGAUGGAGUCCACUGAAGACGGACAGUUGUGUAACACUUCAAUGGACAGCUGGAGCUCUGCUUGGGUACCAGUCUCCAACCUACAAAUACUACUGUCCUCGUCCCAGUCACUGUUACCGUUUUCAUUUUUUAGUCAACUCAACGUCUGCAUAAAGUUACAUGUUUUGGCCACAGUUUUAGGAUUUUUAGAAAUAUUUUAAUAUAAGUAAUGUUUUAUCUAAUAAGUUUAAAAAAUUUGCUGAUAUGUUUUUAUUUGAUUUGUACUCUGAAACUGAGUUUGUGUGUUAUGCUUGUGUUUUUGGACAUUUCCGUCUUCAUGUGUGAACAUGCUUCAUAAAUUUCGUCCUCUCACUUUGCUCAACACUGUGUUUCACUGGAGAUCUUACAAGGAUAAUGAGAGAGAUCGCACCCAAAGCUAGAAAGUAGAUUGCAAACAUUGUGAAGUUGGGAUGCCAUGACAAAAAAGUGCAGUAAACUGGGGGACAGGCCUUUGUUUUGGUUUGUUUGUGCCUGUAAUAUCACGCUUAAAAAAGCUACUUUAAAAAGUGAUUUGGAAAAAUGAAACAAAAUAGAUUUUGAAUCAUAUGUACAUGUUCACAAACACUGCCUGAAAUGUUUAAAACCACAAGAUAGACACGGAUAAAUUUUCUGUUUUCUGUUGGAUUAACUCUUUUAAGUUAUGGUGUAUGAGUUUGUAAUUGUAUUUAUAGGAGUGGUGAAUGUGAGGCUUGUGAUUUUCCUCCCUGAUUUCCCUGUCAGACAAAGCCGAGACUAAUUGUGUGACAUACAUGAAGCGCCGUCUAUCCACACAACCCCAUUGGCUGUCACAUAACAUGUAUCCUGGAUGACCUUUAAUAAUAUAUUACUAUGCAUCACUUAUCAUACAUGCGUAAGAAUCCCUCUGAUGGAGCCUAACCCAUGUUAGCCGUGUUGCCAUCAUUGUUAACUUCGUGCUACUGUUAACCGAAGCAGUGAAGCGCAUUCCUCGUGAGAUUUGCAAUAAGCAGCCAUCAUUCCUAUCUUCUCUCCUCUGAAGAGAGAAAACUGUGAACUCUCAUGUGUACCAAAACGUAACCAAAACCUAUAACAUUGAUUAAGUGAUACUCAAAGGAGCUUUUCCAACACUUGUGACCAUGGCUUUGUCACCCUCAUCGGCUAAUCCUCCCAUCCCCUGACUUUAAAACUGUCUACUUGCUGUUGAUGUGUCUGAGGAAAUGGUAUUCCCAAACUGGUUAUUUGUAUAUUCUAUUUUGCUCUGUUUUUAUUUCCUCUGGUCGUAUGACACUGGACUGUUGUGAAGUUAUUUGCUUGCAACGAUAGCAGCACACAAACUCUUAGGGAAAAUGUCUUUGCUGUAGUAUUAGACACACUACUGAUGGAGGAGAAACGACUAGGCAUCAGGAGACACAUGUACGGUGGGAAUGGUGGUGUGUUGAAGGAUGGACCUGUAUUUAUAUAUAAAUACAUUAUAUAUUAUAUACUUCUGCAUAUUGUCCUGUAAACUAUGUAGAAAUUGACAGGAGCAGUGAUGUGUUUUAAGUUCAAGACAUGAGGCAGUAAGUGUAACCCGAAGGACAGGAGUGCACAUGAAGUGUCACAUGACUGGGUGCCUUAUGUUUGGAGUUGCUGUUGUGGGAGCAGGAGCACAGUUAUCAGCUGAAAGUGCCGGUACUCACCACGAGGCAGGUGCAGAAAAAACCUUUCCUCUCAGUUCAAGGUGAAGUGGAGAGUUCUUGAAAAUGAAUUACUGCCUUGUAAAGAAUGUUACUUGGGUGUAGCGAUGAAGAAGUCUCCCUGAAUCUGGACUAUUACGUCCUUGAGCAAGAUGAAAACAUUCAUGGGCCCCGUUUGCUUUUUAUUUUUAUUUUUUAUUUUUUGAAAAGCACAUCAAACUGCUUCACUGUUCAGUCUUCACCUUCAAUUUUCCACUGCCUUUUGCUCUACAUUCCUCUAGUGCUUGGUGGUGUGUAUUUGCUGUAUUUGCAUUCAGUCUAAAUGGAAAACAUACACGCAUAAAUAAAUGUCUCAGUAUGAUUCAAA
Messenger RNA from Etheostoma cragini (Arkansas darter), 7291 nucleotides. RefSeq names its product protein 4.1-like. The transcript has 25 exons. The coding region runs from base 290 to 4297 and encodes 1335 amino acids. Lineage: Eukaryota; Metazoa; Chordata; Actinopteri; Perciformes; Percidae. Gene Ontology annotation, cellular component: plasma membrane; cytoskeleton. Gene Ontology annotation, biological process: cortical actin cytoskeleton organization. The record is from RefSeq and is a predicted model, not a curated record. Gene Ontology annotation, molecular function: structural molecule activity; actin binding.